Messenger RNA from Podarcis lilfordi (Lilford's wall lizard), 13917 nucleotides. The record is from the annotation of a GenBank genome assembly. NCBI's taxonomy places the organism in Eukaryota, Metazoa, Chordata, Lepidosauria, Squamata, Lacertidae.
AUGGAUCCCUCCCGGGAAUGCCCGUUUUCGGAGGACAGCUUCACCCGCUUCUCCUCCCAGAGCAACAUCUACGGGCUGGCCGCGCUGCCCGGGGCGGCCCGCGGGGGCGGGAGGGGCCCGGGGCAGGAGGAUUUCCCGAGGGGGGCGGGGCUGGGGCCGGAGGAGGUGGGGGUCUCCGAGGGGCCAGGGACGGGCCUGGGGGUCCCUGUGCCCCCCGCCCCCGGGGGGUGCGGGGACGGCCCUGGGGGGCUCCUGGCUGCCACCCUGAAGGGGAAAGUGAUUUAUUUCCGCUACCAAGACCUGAGGCAGAAGCUGCGCCCCGUGGCCAGGGAGCUGCAGUUCACCUAUAUCCCAGGUAAGGAGGCAGGUGGGCUCAGUGGGCGGAGGGGGGCAGUCUGUGGGUUGGAGUGAGGGACCGGGGGACCCAGGUAAUAAUAACAAUAAUAAUAAUAAUAAUUAAUAAUAAUAAAAGGUAAAGGGACCCCUGACCAUUAGGUCCAGUUGUGACUGACUCUGGGGUUGCGGUGCUCAUCUCGCUUUACUGGCCGAGGGAGCCAGUGUACAGCUUCCGGGUCAUGUGGCCAGCAUGUGGCGAACCAGAGCAGUGCACGGAAACACCGUUUACCUUCCCGCCGGAGCGGUACCUACUUAUCUACUUGGACUUUGACAUGCUUUCGAACUGCUAGGUUGGCAGGAGCUGGGACCGAGCAACGGGAGCUCACCCCGUCGCGGGGAUUUGAACCUCCGACCUUCUGAUCAGCAAGCCCUAGGCUCAGUGGUUUAACCCACAGCAACACCCACAUCCCUUACAAUAAUAAUAAUAAUAAUAAUAAUUUAUUAUUUAUACCCCGCCUAUCCGGCUGAGUUUCCCCAACCACUCUCGGCGGCUCCCAAUCGAGUGUUAAAAACAAUACAGAAUUAAAUAUUAAAAACUUCCCUCAACAGGGCUGCAUUCAGAUGUCUUUUAAAAAUAGGAUAGCUGCUUAUUUCCUUGACUUCUGAUGGGAGGGCGUUCCACAGGGCGGGUGCCACCACCGAGAAGGCCCUCUGUCUGUUUCCCUGUAACCUCACCUCUCGCAAUGAGGGAACCGCCAGAAGGGCCUCAGUGUUGGACCUCAGUGUCCGGGUAGAAUGAUGGGGGUGGAGACGCUCCUUCAGGUAUACUGGGCUGAGGCCGUUUAGGGCUUUCAACGUCAGCACCAACACUUUGAAUUGUGCUCGAAAAUGGACUGGGAGCCAAUGCAGAUCUCUCAGGACCGGUGUUAUGUGGUCCCGGCGGCCACUCCCAGUCACCAGUCUAGCUGCCGCAUUCUGGAUUAAUUGCAGUUUCCGGGUCACCUUCAAAGGUAGCCCUGCUCCUCCUCUGCCCCCCCAACCCCCCUCCACCUACGAGAGGAAAUCUCUCAGUUCAGCAUUUCAUUCAUUUCCCUCUCUUCUUGUGUGAUCUUUGUUGGAUGCUAACUGCUGGCAGGUGAUCUCCCUUACCCCACGGUCUCUUUGUGUGUCUCUUUGCUUCUCAGUUGAUGCCGAGAUCGCCUCCAUUGACACUUUCAACAAAUCACCUCCCAAAAGGGGUUUGGUGGUGGGGAUCACCUUUAUUAAGGUAGGUGUGGCUUUCAUCCCUUUGUGAAAUGAUGCGUCGCUUGGCGUGUUUUUCACAAGCAGUGCUUUUGAAAGGCGGAGACCUAAUACUGUAUGGCAUGCAGGGAAGAGAUCUCAGACGUUGACAUCAGGGAAUAAUAAUAACAAUAGUAAUAAUAAUAAUGAUAAAAUUUCUAGUAUGCAACUCAACUGAAUGGGUUGCCUCAGCCACUCUGGGCUGCUUCCAACAAAAUAUAAAGGAAAACAAUGAAGCAUCAAACAUUAAAAGCUUCCUAAAACAGGGCUGCCUUCAGAUAUCUAUGGAAAGUCAUAGGAUUGCUUAUCUCUUUGAUAUUUGAUGGGAGGGCGUUUCACAUGGGGGGCGCCACUACCGAGAAGACCUUCUGCCUGGUUCCCUGUAGCUUCACUUUUCUCAAUGAGAGAAGUGCCAGAAGACCCUCGGAGCUGGACCUCAGUGUCCGGGCUGAGCUAUGGGGGUGGAGGCACUCCUUCAGGUAUACAGAUUAGGUCCUCACAAGAAAAGGUAGUCCUUUAGGUAUUGGGGUCUCGGAGGAUGUGCCGUUCCAUUUUGGCUGGUCCUGCUUCCAAGAAAACUUUCCUUGGGUCAGGUUGUAACUUAAAUUAACACAAUGGUUUACAAUUCUCGUCCUCAGGAUAACCACUUUACAGCAGUACUGGUGUGAUUGGCGGGUAUUUAGUGAUUUUGCUAAUUCAUAUUGUUUUGAGUAGCUGUAUUUGUUGUACUUUCAUUUUAUAUAUUUUUUGUAUCUGCUUACUGCUUUUGGGGCAUCUGGGGCAAAAAGCAGUAUGUAGGUAAAUGAGAACAUAACAUAGCUUAUUGCCGGAUUAAGCCCCAUGACAGUCUUCCUUGGCCUGAAAAAGGAAGACUAGAUAGAACUUUGGUUUGAUCCAGUAGAACUCAUCUUUAAGUGAUUACGUGUACUGCAAAGUCUUCUUGAUGUGAAAUGAACUUGCAUCUUUGCCUGUUUCUCUUCCCAUGUCCACAGGAUUCUGGCGACAAAGCCAGCCCCUUCCUUAACAUUUACUGCGACUAUGAACCAGGAUCUGAAUACAACUUAGAUUCUAUCGCACGUGAGCCUUCAAUAUCUGUUUUUGCCACCUAACCCUGAAAUCAGUGCCCCAAGUUCCCUCCAGUCUCUUCUGUUAUCUCCCUGUUAACCCAUGUCCUGGAAGCAAAAUAUAUCAAAACUGCUUAGAAAACCUUCACGGAUGUAAGAGUCAAAGUGCAGAAUUUGGCGUGAAACAUGGAUUUUCUAGCAAAGCAGUAGUAUCUCCUACCCUAUUCAGGGGGUGGGGAGUUGGAAGUUAAAAGCCAUUAGGUAUUCUAGUUAGUUAUGCCAAGGUAUGAAGCCCAGCAUACACGGCAUGUUUGCAUUUUCAACAGAGAAGACUUCUGAAGCCACCCCUCAAUGGACUAGCACCUUAAGCUCUUAAAAACGCAAUCGCCCCAAAUUCCAAAUUGGGUAAUAUCAAACCCUUGAGAGCUACAACUUCCUUUUCAUUUUGGUCAUGAUACAGUGGUACCUUGGUUUUCGAACAGAAUGUGUUCGAAAACCAAAGCACGGCUUCCAUUUGGCUGCAGGAGUGUCCUCCAGCCAAUUGGAAGCUGCGGCAGAUGUUUGGCUUCCAAAAACCGUUUGAAAACCGGAACUUCCGGAUUUUGAUCGUUCGGGAGCCGACUUUUUUGGGAGCCAAGGUGUUCGGCUUCCAAGGUACGACUGCACUUCCCCUGGAGCACGUUCAUGAUCCAGAGAAGGUUGAUAUAAUAAUAAUAAUAAUAAUAAUAAUAAUAAUAAUUUAUACCCUGUCCAUCUGGCUGGGCUUCCCCAGCCACUCCGGGUGGCUUCCAACAAAAAUAUUAAAAUACUGUAAUACAUCAAACAUUAAAAGCUUCCCUAAACAGGGCUGCCUUCAGAUGUCUUCUAAAAGUAUGGUAGUUGUUGUUCUCUUUGACAUCUGAUGGGAGGGCGUUCCACAGGGAGGGCGCCACUACCGAGAAGGCCCUCUGCCUGGUUCCCUGUAACUUUGCUUCUGGAACUGCCAGAAGGCCCUCGGAGCUGGACCUCAGUGUCCAGGCUGAACGAUGGGGGUGGAGACGCUCCUUCAGAUAUACUGGACCUUUGAGGCUGUUUAGGGCUUUCAAGGUCAGCACCAACACUUUGAAUUGUGCUCGGAAACGUACUGGGAGCCGUACUGAAACAUAGUGGAUGUAUAUUGUCUCUCUCCCCCGCUCCAACUUCCCAGCUAUGGAAACUGGGCAUAUACUUUCUUGUUUUCAGGGAGUAUUUUUCUUUCUAUCCAGAGAGCUGUUUGAACCUGGAACUGCAGUUUACCCCCUUCCAGCUGUAUCAUGCAGAGUACGUAUGCCACUUGCCCUUUCUCAUCUCUCUCUAAAACAAAACCCCUCUUCCCUGCUUUUCCCUUUUUCCUUGUGUGUCAUUCCCACCCCCCCCAACCUGUGGCCAGAGACUGCCCCAUCCUAACUGUUUGUGCGCAAGCCACCCUGGGAGCCCUUUUGGGAUGCAAACACUCUAAAUAAAUUAAAAAAUUAAAAAUAUUUCGGGGACAUUCAUGCAAAACUCUUUAAAAAGAAAAUGCUUCUUCUCUCAUCGCAGAGUCCAGGUUGCUGACCAGCCGGAGACGGUCUUCCUUUUGAGUGGCAAUGACCCUGCGAUCCACUUAUACAAAGAGGUGAGGCCACCAGAUGAAGGUGAGAUUUGGUUUUCCCAUUGCGUUGGAGGCGCCCUGAUGUGACUGUAUUGCUCCGCUCCUCUUUAGAAUGAAGAGCUGCACCAGUUUGAGGAGCAGCCGGUGGAGAACCUCUUUCCGGAACUCAAGGAGCUGCCAAGCAAGUAGGAAGACGGGUUUGCUAUUAAAAACAAGAGAGGGAGAGAGAGAGCUGGUAUGGGGAGAGCAAGUUUUGGUACUACUGUAUGUGUGUGUGUGCAGGAAGGAGGCUUACAGAAGCUCUGAGACUAAGGCCCAGCCUCUCCUCGUAUUUACGGGACCGCCUCUCCUGGUCUGCCCCGCAGAGGACCUUAAGCUCCAUGAAUAAUCAUAGUUUAGAGGUCCCGGGCCCUAAGGAAGUCAGAUUAUCCUCCACCAGGGCCAGGGCCUUCUCAGUGAUGGCUCCGACCUGGUGGAAUUCUCUGUCCCACGAGACCGGGGCCCUGCAGGAUUGGUCUCAACUAGGGCCAGAGCCUUUUCAGUACUGGCCCCGACUUGGUGGAACGCUCUGUCACAAGAGACUAGGACCGUGCGGGACUUGACAUCUUUCCGCAGGGCCUGUAAGACAGAGCUAUUCCGCCUGGCUUUCAAUUUGAACUUGGCCUGAUCUUUUAUUCCCCUUCCUUCUCUCCCCCUCCCCUUUUUUCUGAAGAUCAUCUGCUCUGGGAUCCCACAGCUAAUUCUCCCCUGGUCUCCACGCUGGCCCAAAUAGGACUAAUUUAGCCAGCUAGCCCUGGUGAUCAUCUAUUGGAUGGUUCCCCCCUAAAUUGAUUUUUGAAUUCCGUAUUUAUUAUUCACGUUUAUACUGUAUUUUAUGCUGUUUUUUGCAGCAUCAAUUAAGUGUUUUAAAUUUGUUGUUAGCCGCCCAGAGCCCGGUUUUCUGAACCGGGAAGGGCGGGGUAUAAAUAAAAAUUUACUAUUAUUAUUGUUGUUGUUGUAACUUAAAAAACAGCACAAAAGGAGAAGGGAUGGGGAGGGAGGAGGGGAAAAGCAAAACCGCACAAGGUUGGUUGCAUCCAACCUUGGUCAUACUUGGAGAAAACACUUAAAAAUGCAUGGGCAUGACCAACUUAAGUACAUAAGUUUCAGUGGGGCUACUCGUGAGUAGAGAUCAGUUGCACUCCUCACCUCAAAGGGCGGACUCUGCAUCCCCCAUUCAUCCUUCAUUCUGCCCGACCUCUGUUUUGCCCAGGAAACCACCCACUCCAUUGAUCAUUGCCCUCCUCUCUUCCUUGCAGCGUCCUCUGGUUAGAUGUGUACAACAUUCCAAACUCAGGGCAGCGGAUCACGGCCUUUGGUUGCCAGAGCGGCUACAUUCGAGUCGCCCAUGUUGAACCAGCCAGUCGAGGUAAGCUACCUUUAUUUGUGAUGUUUUAAAAGGAGGUUGACAAGUUUCUCUGCUCAUUGUGGAAUCUUUUUGGAGGGAGGGCGCUGGCUGUGCAAAUGUCCCAGGCUUCAGCACUUGGUAGACCAGCCUUUGACAGCCAGCCUGCAGGAGCUGACGGGAGUUGUAGACCGAGACAGCUGGAGGGCUCCAGGUUGGCAAAGGGUGAAAUUGAAAGGCCCUGUAUGAGAAGCCCCUAUCACUAUUGGCAUUCCACCAGGUCUGCUUAAGCAGGCAUUCCCUUGAAUGUGAACUUUCCUGAUCUAUUUAUAAUAAUAAUAAUAAUAAUUUAUUAUUUAUACCCCGCCCAUCUGGCUGGGCUUCCCCAGCCACUCUGGGCGACUUCCAACAGAACACUAAAGUACAAUAACCUAUUAAACAUUAAAAGCUUCCCUAAACAGGGCUGCCUUCAGAUGUCUUCUAAAAGUUCGGUAGUUAUUUUUCUCUUUGACAUCUGGUGGGAGGGCGUUCCAAAGGGCGGGUGCCACUACCGAGAAGGCCCUCUACCUGGUUCCCUGUAACUUGGCUUCUCGCAGUGAGGGAACCUCCAGAAAGCCCUCGGAGCUGGACUUCAGUGUCCGGGCAGAACAAUGGAGGUUGAGACACCCCUUCAGGUAUACUGGGCCUUUGAGGCUGUUUAGGGCUUUAAAGGUCAGCACCAACACAUUGAAUUGUGUUCGGAAACGUACUGGGAGCCAGUGUAGGUUUUUCAAGACCGGUGUUAUAUGGUCUCGGCGGCCGCUCCCAGUCACCAGUCUAGCCGCAUUCUGGAUUAGUUGUAGUUUCGGGGUCACCUUCAAAGGUAUUCCAACAUUGAGCGCAUUGCAGUAGUCCAAGCAAGAAACAACUAGAGCAUGCACCACUCUGGCCAGACAGUCUGUGGGCAGAUAGGGUCUCAGCCUGCAUACCAGAUGGAGCUGGCAGACAGCUGCCCUGGAUACAGAAUUGACCUGCGUCUCCAUGGACAGCUGUGAGUCCAGAAUGACUCCCAGGCUGCGCACCUGGUCCUUCAGGGGCACAGUCACCCCAUUCAGGACCAGUGAGUCCUCCACACCUGCCCAUUUCCUGCCCCCCAAAAACAGUACUUCUGUCUUGUCAGUAUUUAACCUCAAUCUGUUAGCUGCCACCCAUCCUCCAACCGCCUCCAGACACUCACACAGGACCUUCACCACCUAUUUAAUUGUCUUUAAGUGCUGUGCUUUGUCACUGGUUUGUUUUAUUGUGAAUUUUAAUUAUAGCUGUUUCUAUGGAACUUUAAAAAUAAAAUGUAUAUAUAUAUUAUAAUUGAUUUUAUACUUGUAAACUGCUUAGUCUCCAUCUUGGGGGGGCGGGUAAGUGGCAUAUAAAUAUUCCUAGCAGCACCUUUCUUGAAAACUCAGCCAUUGUGGUGUUGGCUGACUGUCCCCUCUGCCCCUACACCAGUGUGGUGUAGUGGUUAAGAGCAGUUGACUCGUAAUCUGGGGAACCGGGUUCGCUUCCCUGCUCCUCCACAUGCAGCUGCUGGGUGACCUUGGGCCACUUCUGUGAAGUCUCUCAGCCCCACUCACCUCACCUCACAGAGUGUUUGUUGUGGGGGAGGAAGGGAAAGGAGAAUGUGAGCCGCUUUGAGACUCCUUCGGGUAGUGAUAAAGUGGGAUAUCAAAUCCAAACUCUUCUUCUUCUUCUUCUUCUUCUUCUUCUUCUUCUUCUCCUCUGCCCAAGUGGUGCUGCAAAGCUGGAACAUCCAGCAAGACGGUCCCAUCUCCAAAGUCCUGGUGUUUGCUCUGCCAGCUUCCUGCCCUCCAGGCGACCCCUCAGGAACCGUGGCUUCAAAUGGUAAGAAACAAGAGGGGGCCAUGGGCUUCUCUGCAACCUCAGGUGGAGAUAAGGCAGCCUUUCCCAAGCUGGUGCCCUCCGGACAAAUGGUGGAGUCCCAACUCCCACCAUCCCUGAUCAUUUCCUCUGCUGGAUCGGGGUGAUGGGAGCUGACGUCCGCCAGCAUCUGGAGGGCACCAGCUUGUGGGUGGCUGUCAGGGGCGGGUGCCAGGAGCAGGACAGUAAUAACUCACACAGCAUUGGUGAAGUUAACUCUUUAUUCAAAGAAACAAACAGCUCAGGAAACCAGGCCUAGGGAGCACAGCAACUCUUCCCGUUAGAUCUUGUCCCAAUGAGGCAGUUGCGAGGACUGAAGGUCCCUGUCUUCCCACAGUUGCCUAAGCUGCUUCCUUGCUCGGGUUCUUCCCAGGCAACCUGAAACUCUGUCGGCGUGGCUGCCUCUGUUCCGCCCUCUUCAUACCUCUUCUGGUUCUGGGAGCCCUGCAGGAGGGGAUCUGGUUGCAGCGGGAGUGGGAGACCCCCUGGUUUCUUCAGCAGCCUGCCUCAUCUCUGUCUCCUGGCCCUCCUCCUCUCCUGCCUCUGAACUGUUGUCUGCCACAGCCUCUUCCUGCUCACUAAACCCUGUUGCCUCUUCAGCUUCCGAUACCACCACCUCCUCCCAGUCUUUUCCCUCGGACCACUCAUUGUCGUCCCACCAGCGCUCCCCAGGCUCUGAGUCUUCUUCCCCUGGGGGUUCCCCAGCUGUUAACUCCCAGCAUUCUUCUGCAUGUAGCCAGUCCAUGACAUGGCUGAUGUGUAGGAUGAGAGGCUGUUUCGCUCAAGGCUCAACAGCAGGGGUAGGCAACCUAAGGCCCGUGGGCUGGAUCCGGCCCAAUCGCCUUCUCAAUCCGGCCCGCGGAUGGUCUGGGAAUCAGGGUGUUUUUAAAUGAGUAGAAUGUGUGCUUUGAUUUAAAAUGCAUCUCUGGGUUAUUUGUGGGGCAUAGGAAUUCGUUCAUUAUUUUUUUCAAAAUAUAGUCCGGCCCCCCACAAGGUCUGAGGGACGGUGGACUGGGCCACGGCUGAAAAAGGUUGCUGACCCCUGCUCAGCAGCAUUUGGGAACUGUGCAGGUAGCUCCGCUCUUUCUCUGGUGUGGGUUUCUUCUGUCUGUGUGUUUUAAACCUUGGUAUCUUCUCCUGCAGGUAAUGCCUGCCCCCAGGCUCAGAGCUACAGUGUCCUAGUCACCAGCACUCUUGAACUGUCUGUUGUCUACAGGUGAGUGGAGUGUUAAAAACAAUACAGCAUUAAAUAUUAAAAACUUCCCUAAACAGGGCUGCCUUCAGAUGUUUUUUCAAAAUAGGAUAGCUGCUUAUUUCCUUGACAUCUGAUGGGAGGGCGUUCUACAGGGCGGGCGCCACUACCGAGAAGGCCCUGUGUCUGGUUCCCUGUAACCUCACUUCCCGCAUUGAGGGAACCACCAGAAGGCCCUUGGAGCUGGACCUCAGUGUCCGGGCAGAAUGAUGGGGGUGGAGGCGCUCCUUCAGGUAUACAGGACCAAGGCUGUUUAGGUCAGCACUAACACUUUGAAUUGUGCUAUUACUAUUACUAUUACUUCUCUUGAUCAGGUCAUCGGCAUCUGCUGUCUCGUUAUUCAUAUAUGGCAGUAGGUGGUAUCCAUCUAUGUUUUACUCAGCAUAGGCCUAUUGAAGUUAAUGGACCUGCCUUAGCUGUGGUCAUGAAUUUCAGCGUGUCUGCUCUAAGUAAAACUUGGUUGAAUACCACCCAAUGUUGUUGUUUAUUCCUUUCCCCCUUCCAGGAAUGUGCUGCAGAGAGGCCUGGACGACCAGCUGGUCCUUCCCUUGAGUGACCAGUACGACAGCGUCCUGUGUGCCCUCGUGACCGACGUCAAUUUUGACCGUGAACCAGAGAUCCUCCUUGGCACCUAUGGGCAGGUCAGCAGUGAGAGAUCUGCCUUCACCCACCAUGUUGGCUUGGAUGGGUUUAGGGUCAUAAGGUGCUCUUACGUAGGGUGCCUUCUCUAAUCUGGCAUCCUCCAUAGGUUUUUGUUUAUACAGUAAUUGUUUCUGUGUUUUAAACCUAAACUGUGCCCCACCGUUCCUCGCUAGGGGCUGUUACCACAAAGCAGCCCAUGAAAACAAAAAAAAUAUGAAAAUUGCAAAUGAUAGCUCAGACUGCCACCUGCAGGACAGACUCCUACAGCCUUAAAAACCCUGUACAAACAGGCAGAUCAUAGAAUCAAGAAAUGUAAAGUUGGAAGGGAGCCAGUGUCCAACCCUGUGCAGUGCAGGAAUCUCCACUAAAUAAUCCCUGACCGCUGGCCUUCCAACCUUGGUUAAAAAGCCUUUAGUGAAGGAGACUCCACCACCUACUGAAGGAGUCUGUUUCACUGUCAAACAGCAGUUACCCCCAGAAAAUUAUUCCCAGUGUUUAGUUUGAAUCUCCUUUCUUGUAACUUGAAGCCAUUGAUUCGAGUCCUACCCUCCAGAGCUGGAGAACUUACACUUGCUCCCUCUUCCAUGUGACAGCCCUUCAGAUAUUUGAAGAUGGCUCUCUCAGUCUCCUCUUUUCCAGGCUAAACAUACCCAGCUCCUUCAACCGUUACUCAUCAGGCUUGGUUUCCAGACCCUUGAUAAGGGGUCAGCAACCUUUUUCAGCCGUGGGCCGGUCCACCGUCCCUCAGACCAUGUGGUGGGCCGGACGAUAUUUUUUGGGGAGAAUGAACGAAUUCCUAUGCCCCACAAAUAACCCAUAGAUGCAUUUUAAAUAAAAGCACACAUUCUACUGGGACGCGGGUAGCGCUGUGGGUUAAACCACAGAGCCUAGGACUUGCUGAUCAGAAGGUCGGCGGUUCGAAUCCCUGCAAUGGGGUGAGCUCCCAUUGCUCGGUCCCUGCUCCUGCCAACCUAGCAGUUCGAAAGCACGUCAAAGUGCAAGUAGAUAAAUAGGAACUGCUCCUACGGGAAGGUAAACAGUGUUUCCGUGCGCUGCUCUGGUUUGCCAGAAGCGGCUUAGUCAUGCUGGCCACAUGACCCGGAAGCUGGACGCCGGCUCCCUCGGCCAAUAAAGUGAGAUGAGCGCCGCAACCCCAGAGUCGGCCACGACUGGACCUAACGGUCAGGGGUCCCUUUACCUUUUACACAUUCUACUCAUGUAGAAACACCAGGCAGGCCCCACAAAUAACCCAGAGAUGCAUUUUAAAUAAAAGGACACAUUCUACUCAUGUAAAAACACACUGAUUCCCGGACCGUCCACGGGCCGGAUUGAGAAGGCGAUUGGGCCGCAUCUGGCCCACGGGCCUUAGGUUGCCUACCCCUGCCCUUGAUCAUCUUGGUCACCCUCCUCUGCGUACCUUCCAGCUUGUCAACAUCCUCCUUAAAUUGUGGUGCCCAGAACUGGACGCAGCAGUUUGUCAGUAUCCUUUAAUGCUCAUCGGUUGAUCGCAGGAAACAUAACUAGAAUUCCUUGGUCUUCUAGGAGCUUUUGUGCUACAAGUACCGGGCCCCGGAUGCUACAGCGGGAGUCCAGCCCUCCAGCCCGUCCGACGGGGAGUUCCACCUGCUCUGGCAGCGCACUUUCCCCAGCCCCCUCCUCUGCAUGGAGUAUGUCGACCUCACCUGUGACGGCCUCUGCGAACUGGCUGUGGUGUGUCUCAAAGGGCUGCAUAUCCUCCAGGUGAGUGUAUUGGCAUGGACUUUCUCAAUCUUGGGUCCCCAGAUCCCAUCAUCCCUGACCAUGGGUCCUGGUACCCAGGAACGAUGGUAAUUGUAGUCCCAACAACUGCUGGAGACCCAAGUUCGAGAGAGGCUGCCGUACCACAUCCAUUUCACGUUUUCGACUGCACUUCAUUUCCUUUUUCUCCAAAACACUUUGCUGUUUUCACAUAUUGCUGCAAGGAGGAGGGGUUUUCUCUACCCCUGUGGCAGAGUAAGGACUGCACAGUUUUCCCCUUUGUAUUCCUGGAAGCAAGAAGCUUGGGUACUUCAAAUAUUUUAAAGGGCAGCAUUCAGUGAAGAGGCCUGCCAUAUCCCUGAGGACUCAUCCUGCCCUGGCAAUGACUUCUUCCUUGCCCACUAAGCAGAGAGAAUAAACACCAUCUGAAAGUGCCUAAUAAAUUAAAGAGAAGUUAUCCCAAAUAACUUCCAGCCAGAUUUGCAUUCUUUAAAUGCAGUGAGUUGGCAGGAAGCCCAGAUCCACAGGUGUCAAAUCUGCUUAGAGCUGCCAACUUUUGCUUCUGACACACAUUUUUUUUUGGGGGGGGGAAACACCCCCCCCAACCUUCCAUUUUAAAAUUCAGCUUCAUGUGCUGACAUAUCCCCCCCCCCCCCAUUCAGCAAAGCCUAACAUUACAAACCCGUUUUUUUUAUUCCCAGUCCUAGAAUGCUGGGUAGAUCUGACUCAAAGUGUCACACCCCAUCAUUCCUGUUUGUUUAUUUUUUACAUUUAUAUCCCGCUUCUCCUCCAAGGAGCUUAAGGUGAUAUACAAGGUUCUCCUCCUGCUCCCCAUUUUACCCUUACAACACCCGUGUGCGGAAAAUUAGACUCAGAGGCAGUGACUGAUUCCAAGGCCACCCAGUGAGCUUCAUGGCUGGGGUGUAGAUUCAAACCCAGCUCCUAGUCCAAACCCGCUCUAAGCACUAUACCACACUGAUUCCUUCUGGGAGCUUCCUCCUUUUUGUUGCUGAGUGGCUGGCAAGUUGCGCGGAGCCCUUUCAAGGCUUUGCUCACCUCCUUCCCGCAUAUUCCCUUGUGCAACGAUGAUUCCCUUCUCUAUUCAUAUUUAUUGCCUUUGGUGUCCCCUGAAUCGUUACAAAAUCAUUUUAUUAUUAUUAUUAUUUAUUGAAUUUAUAUACCGCUCUAUACCUGGCGGUCUCAGGGCUGUUCACAGAAUAAAAUCAAGAUAUAAAACCACAAAUACCUAAUAAAAAUACAAACAACAACUCAAUAACGCCAGACGAGCUUCCCUGGGGAGAGCAUUCCACAGACGGGGAGCCACUGGAGAGAAGGCCCCGUUCUCGUGUUGCCAUCCUUCGGACCUCUCGAUGAGGGGGCACACAGAGGAGGGCCUCAGAAUAAUAAUAAUAAUAAUAAUAAUAAUAAUAAUAAUAAUAAAUAAUAAUAAUUUAUACCCUGCCCAUCUGGCUGGGUUUCACCAGCCACUCCAGGCUUCCAACGGAAUAUUAAAAUACAAUAACCUAUUAAACAUUAAAAGCUUCCCUAAACAGGGCUGCCUUCAGAUGUCUUCUAAAAGUCUGGUAGUUGUUGUUCUCUUUGAUAUCUGGUGGGAGGGCGUUCCAUAGGGCGGGUGCCACCACCGAGAAGGCCCUCUGCCUGGUUCCCUGUAACUUGGCUUCUCUCAGCAAGGGAACUGCCAGAAGGCCCUUGGCGCUGGACCUCAGUGUCCAGGCUGAACGAUGGGGGUGGAGACGCUCCUUCAGGUAUACUGGGCCUUUGAGGCCGUUUAGGACUUUAAAGGUCAGCGCCAAUACUUUGAAUUGUGCUCGGAAACGUACUGAUGAUCUCAGGGUCUGGGUAGGUUCAUAUGGGAAGAGGCGGUCCAUGAAGUAUUGCGGUCCUGAGCCUUCGCUUCAAGGGACCAUUAUUGAGGCACCUGAUGAACUUGGGGAUGAGCAAAUUCCUUCAGAAUAAAACCUUUCCUCUUGCUUCUUCCCCCACCCCCAUCUUCCUUGCCCCCAACAGCACAGCCUGACGCAGACGGCAGAGUGCCUCUUAGAGCGGCUCCGGUUGAAAGUUGCCAGCCGGGCGGCCCAGCCGGCGCUUCCUGCGCAUCACCAAGAUGCCAAGCCUGAGGAUGGCGAUGGGAGAGGACCAAAGGAGUGAUGGGUGUAGCUGCUGCGCCCUCUUGCCUGUUCGUUUUGCCCAGAAACCAGGGAUUAGUGGCCUCCCGAGGGGACAGGACCUUCCGAGCUCUGCCAUGGCACCGCAGAAGGAAACGAGGACCAAAUCACUGGUUAUGGUGCCGGAGUAAGGAGAUGCGGGGUCCACUCACGACCCCCCAAGCAACGUUUCUCGGCUGUGUCUUGGCUUCUUGGCCCCAGGAAAGAAACCUCUUCCACGAGUCUCCUUGUGAACCGUUCUCAUUCCAUCUCUCUCCCCUCUCCCCCGGCACUUCUCUUAAAGGCUGGCCUGACCAAGAACUCUAUAAAUAGGGAAUAAAUUUUGUACACUAAGCAGGAUCUUCUCUCUGUGUUUGUGGCGAAGGCUGGCGUUCCUAAUUCAAAGAAUAAUAGAAUUGUUCCGCUGCUAAACGACUCUUGCUGUCAGAAAGUUCUUCCUAAAGUUUGUUCGGAAUCUCCUUUCUCGUCAUUUGGCUUGGGCACUGUGUCUUCGGCACUCCAACGCAACAUCUCUG